GGGCGCUGCCGCAGCCGAAUCAAAGAAACAUUGGACAGUAGCUUCGCCAGCAAAUGCAACUGGAUAUCCUAGCGCGCUUCUCCUGAUUGAAUGGUUCUUGUUAUGCGCUGCCCGCCGUGAGCUAUCCACGCUCUGCUGCGCGAGCUCUGCUCCUCACUUCUGUUGCGCUCUCUCUGCAAACCAGUACUGCGCCUCGUUCUCGCGACUCGAGCUCUCGACUGCUGCCCCGGCCACCACCACGGCCACCGAGGCCUACCAUGACCAGCAAUGCCCUGCGUACGCAGUUCCCCUACGAGGGCGGCAUGCUCAGUCCGCGCCCGACCUACGACUUCCCCUCGCCGAGCUCGAACUAUCCCUCUGGCGUCGGCGCGCCGUCCCCCAGCUUCUUCCCCAUGGCCUACCAGAUCUCCCCGCGCUUCGGCGCCAGCGCUUUCAUACCUCCGCCAGACGUCUUCGGGGACCGCAGGGAUACCGUGCGUGAGAAUGGCGGCUACACACCUCGGGAUCCCCGAAAGAGGAGCUCAGAUGUCCUGAACACAGAUCCAGUCGCAAUGCACCUGCUAGUGGAGACGGCGAUAGGGGACAGCCAGUACUUUGACAUUAUGACCGUGGAGGAAGUGGAAGCGCUUAAGCAGGAACAAAAGACACUUGAUUCGCGACUUGGUACAGUUAGGAGGAAGCUGGAAUCCGAGACCAAGAUCCGCGAUGCAACGCGCUCGCUCACCCGCCUGGCGUCCAAGAAGGGGAACGGGCAUCGCAGGGGACUGAGCAGCAAGGAAAGUAAUCCCGUACAAGGGUACGAGGAGGACGAGCAGUCGCAAGAAGUUUUGGAGGCUAGCAACAAGAAGGUUGAGGAGUUCAUCAGGGAGCUGCUGGAGAUCGAAUCGCGAAUGCGCAUGAUCGACAUGCAGCUUCUGAUGCACACGGCUGCUGUGCUGCAGCUCACGCACCGAGGCCCCAAAAAGAGCAGCGCGUUUGGUCAGCCAUCGGAGAAUGGCAUCGCAAGGCCAGACAGCCCUGCCAGCCUGGAGACAUAUGAAGUGGGCAGAGCCAACGGCAUCGAUGAUGGAGAGGACACCUUUGACGAUAGGAGCUUUUACAGGACACCUGAAAACCUCGAUAGUCUCAUGAUGGCACUGCAGAAUGGGACGCACCACCGUUCCCCGUCCGUGGACCGUCAGAGCCAAUCACUGACGACCAUGAGCCGACGUCUGGAGGAAUUGAACGAGCGUCUCAGAGAUCUGAUCGUGCAAGCCAACCCAGGGCGUAACGAGGACUAUGCUCUCCCACCACAAAUCCAGGGAGAUAACGCAGAUGCCUCUAGCAUUGACCGCCAGCUCGAUUUCCUUGACCAAGGACUGCGUGAUACUAACGCCGAGCUUGCAAGCAUACGCAGUAAGACUCGACACAGCAUGAGUGAGGUUGAAGGACGUCUUGAGGGCAUCAACAACCAGCUCUACGGCGUACUCAGCAGAGCUAAGACGGAGAAUGCGGAAUCUCUCCAGCCUCCACCACCCAUCACGGGAGGAGGACAAGCCGACCAGUUCAACUACAUGGAAGACGCCUUAUACAACCUCGAACAAACACAAGACUCUUUGAAUGACCAGUUGGACACCCUGCGCUCAAUGCCUGCAGACAACGAGGGCGCAGAAAAAGCCGAGAGGUAUGAGACUACGCUCACGGGUCUGUGGCAAAUUAUUCAGGCUGGCGAAGAGGAAGCUCGCGAACGAAAACGCGAACGCCGUCGUGUGCUCGCUGACGAUCCUGACGCGAGUGAUGAGCUAUCACCCGACGAGGACUUCAAUGCCAACGAGUCUUUCUCACUACCUGCUUUCUCCUCAAAGGUGCAAUGGUUGUUCAGCCGCGCCAUGGGAAUGAAAGAUAAGCACUCUGUACUGCUACGUCAGAUAAAGCAACAGCGAGAGCUCAAUAACAAGUCGGACGCCCAAAAGGAAGAGCAGUUCCAGCGACUCAACGACCAGCUGUUCAGCGCAAGAUCUGAGAAGAAGACUAUGGAAGGCGAGCUCGAGCGUGCAAUGGGCCAACUACGUGAAUUCGACGAGCAAAAAGCUAAAGCAAACCCCCCUGGCAUGCAGGAGACGCAAGAGCGUAACGCAGGACUCGAGGCUCAGCUCAUCAACAUGCAAGAACGUCUUGCCACAUUCGAUAAAGAGCUAAAAGAAUCACGGGACCGUGCCGUCGCUUACGAGAACCAACUCAAGGACGUGCAGGAGACUGCUGUGUCGUAUCAAAAGAGGAUGCAAGAAGCUGAAGAACGUAACGCUACGUUUGAGAAGGAACGUAAGGACAACGAGGAGGUGACUUCGUUGUACAACGUGAAGAGUAGGGAGAUUGAAGGUCGUAGUGUAGGCUACGAAGCUCAAAUCCGAGACGCCCAGGAACGAGCGCUAUCCCUGGAGGGUCAGUUGAGAGAAGUCCAGCAGGCAAGAGAUGAGUCCCGGGCUGAUGCUACAGCGAGACAAGCUGAGCUUGUGCAAUCUGCAGCUAAACUUGAUGAGCUCGUUACUGCUUUGAAGGCAGCCACUAUAGAAAGUGAAGCAGCCUCAGCUCGCUCCCUCGAAGCAACAAAUGCGUUGAAUGACAAGGAGGAGGAGUAUCGCAACCUCGAGGGCGAGAUCGUCCGUCUAACGACCGAACUCACUUUUGCCAAGGCCGAGCUUGAUGGGGCAUACGGGAGUCGUUCCCAGCGCGCUGCUGAGUCUCUCGCCAAUCCUGCUAUCAAGAAGGAGCUCGAUGACCUUGCUGAGAAGAACCAGUCGCUUCUCGCUGAACUAGACGCUCUUGGUAGACUGCAAGAUGUCGCCUCGCAGUCUGAAGCAGAGGCUCGCCAAUCCGAACGUAACCUCAAGGUCGAGCUUUCAGGCAUGGCUGCCGAGUACGAGGCACUUACUCGCGAUGCCAUUCAUAAUGAGAAGGAUCGCGAUACACUCGAAGCUCAAAUCGACAAGUUGCGCAGUGAGAAGGAGGCACUGGAGCGCGAUUUGAACGACGAGAAGGUCAAAUGGCUCGGUGUUCGCUCACCAGGUACACCAGGUGGCCCCGGUCAACAGCUCGACUUGGGAGCUACCAGCAUUCGCAUGAUGCGUGACGAGUUCAGGAAGAUGAUGAGGGAAAGAACAUCUGAAGGACUAAAGGCUUUGAGGGCCGAACAAGAGGAGCGUCGCAAGCUCGAAGCUGUGGUCCGCCAGCUACGUAAAGAAGCAUCUCCUGCACUGCGACCGACCCUGUCGCGCCAGACUACACAAUCGUAGGUAGUGUUUUUGUAAUUAUCAGCAGAUCGUCGUGGCCUUUGUGCCUUGGAUCUUUUACUUCGCCAUCUGUAUUCUUAUAUACCCCCUCGCGCUUUUGCAUCUAGUAUAGCAUCAUGUAGACCGGCGUUCACCAUAUUGAGCACGCGAAAGGGAGAUAGACUCUGCAGACAUGGUGCAUGAGCUUAGAUUAAUGUUAUAUGAAGUAAUAGAGAAUUUUGCAACAGCAUUUACUAGUUAUGACCAACGGCAGCAAG
This is a messenger RNA of Boeremia exigua, 3526 nucleotides long. Its product is annotated as Up-regulated during septation-domain-containing protein. Lineage: Eukaryota; Fungi; Ascomycota; Dothideomycetes; Pleosporales; Didymellaceae. The record is from RefSeq and is a predicted model, not a curated record. The coding region runs from base 258 to 3272 and encodes 1004 amino acids. The transcript is spliced from 2 exons.